CGGAUGUGUCAUGUUAAACUUAAAUUUAAUAAAGUGGCGUUGUUUACAUUGGUCUUGACUCUGAGAAUAAAGGAUUCAAAAUGAAAGAUCAUUAAAAUAAAAUGCAGUUGCUCAUUGUUUCUUUGUUUUUGAAAUUGUGGUAACAGCGUUCUUAGUAUGUUUACUUAUACUCGAAGGCGUAAUUGAGGUUGUAAUUAGAUUUUAAAUAUUGGAGAUAUUUCUUAUAUAUAUCUUAUGUCUAAGGCUCCAACUGUUGUGUUUGUAUCUGCAUGAUAUCUUCUCUUGCAGAUUGAAAUUUUAAAUACAUGAAUAUACUAGAGGAAUGGUUUUAUGAUGAAAAGGAAGUUAAUUGUUCUUUGAGUGAAAUCAUGCAAUAUACUGUGACUGGUGACCACCGAAUGAAACCUCUAUAAUUGACGAGUUCCUGCUUCAAGAACAAGUCAUGCUAAAUAUUCUUGGUGUCGUAGUUAGCUUUCUCAUGUCAAUUGCGUUCAUUAAUCUAUUCAAUCUCUACGCUUUUACGACAAUCUGGCGUAACAAAUGCUUUCGCCCAUCACAGAAUUCAAGAUAUGACAGUAUCGAUUUGGAACUGAAGAGUAGAGAUCUAGUGCUAGUCAGUAUCAUGACACAUUGUGGGACAAUCAACUCAAGGGCAGUUGCAGUAUACAAUACCUGGGCUCAAAUCAUUCCUGGCAAGGUUCUUUUCUUUGUUGGAAACGAUAGAGUGGUAGAGAAAGUGUCUGUUCCCAUUGUUGUUCUUCCUGUUGAAGAUGGCGUUUAUCCUCCUCAAAAAAAAGCAAUGUUCAUGCUCAAAUAUGUAUGGCAAAAUUAUGGCAAUCAGUUCCAAUGGUUUAUACGGGCCGAUGACGAUGUGUAUAUAAAUGCUGAAAACUUAGAUGUCUUAUUGAGAAGUGUAGCGUCAAGUGAUGACGUAUUGCUAGGGCAUCCGGGUACUGGCACGGACGACGAUGAAGGAAAACUGGGAUUGGCCUCAGAGAGCAAUUUCUGUAUCGGAGGUCCUGGAAUAAUAAUGAGUCGAUCGGUAUUGAAGAAAAUUCACGCUCAUAUUGAUGCUUGUAUAAAUAACCCGGCUACUACGCAAGAGGAUAGUGAAGUUGGCCGCUGUCUAACGAUGUUUGCAGGCGUGAAGUGUCCUUGGGGUUACGAGGCAAGUGAAUAUUUCCACCAAGAUUACGGUGAUAAUAGAUUUUCUUAUCAUGGAGACCUUUACUUGUUAGCAAUGAACAAAGCUGUGAGCUUCCAUCCAGUUAAAGAUCCUGCGUAUCUUUAUCGUCUACAUUACCACUUUCUAAGUUUAAAACUACGAAAGCGUCUUAGCCGUAUCGUGACUUUAGAAAAAAACAAGGAAUAUAUCAAGAAAAUGGUUAGAUAUAAUGAAAAUGCUGCUCCGAUACCUUGCCUGCAUUGUAUAAGAUGCGAUGAGUUUCAUUCGGUUGAAGGCAAUCGCGACAGCAUCUCAAUUAGAACAUGGGGUAUGUUUUAUGAUAAAUUUAGGUAUAGUAUGAACGAGUAUGGCUCUUCACAGAAAACUUUACCACAAAAGCAUGGGAUCUUAUCAUCAGUGAAGCAAAACAAACCAUUAUAAAGAUGGAAAAACCUCAACUGCAUCAUGGAUUUUAUUUUGGUCAGUACAACGUAGGUUAUAUGAAGGAAAAUCCCCUAAAGUGCAACGUUCAUGUCGUGUAUUUUACUGCUCGAUUGAAGCGUGUUGUCAAUGGUACGGUAAAGAGCUUUCAUCAUCUAAGACGUGUGUUUAUUAAGAACUCCUUUGGAAAGUUACAUGUACGUUUUCUUGCACCUAAAGACCGAGAACAAGUUAUUAAUAUUGUUCUUUUGUGCCAAGAUUGCCAUGAACAUCUGCAAUCUCUUCUUCGUAACGUACAAGACAAACUUCAACAAGAGAACUUGCGUAUUUUCUUCGUUACCUCUCGAUAUGAUACGAAAAGGGAAAUGUAUAAAAACGUACAUAAAAGUUGGAAAGAGGCCAAGCAAUACAAAAAAAAGGCAGUCUGGAUCGAAACUCAGGAGGAAUUGGACUCACUUACCGUGUUGAAAACUGUAUUGAAACUAAUCCACGACAAUGAAUUGAUAUUGUUCACUCGCCUCGAUUUCACAAUAAACAAAGACUUCCUGGAAAGAUGUCGAUUGAAUACUGAAAAGUCUUCGCCUUAUUUUCCAACUAUCAUAAAACUCUAACAAAAAUAACGUGUUUGAUAGUGGUAAUUGGCAAUAUGACGAUUAUUCCACGUUUUGUGCUUUUAGCGAAGAUGUUAGAUCGAUGGUUAAUGAAACGGUUGAUGAAGACGA
This is a messenger RNA of Xenia sp. Carnegie-2017, 2328 nucleotides long. RefSeq names its product chondroitin sulfate synthase 1-like. The transcript has 3 exons. Bases 443 to 1606 code for a protein of 387 amino acids. Gene Ontology annotation, molecular function: glucuronosyl-N-acetylgalactosaminyl-proteoglycan 4-beta-N-acetylgalactosaminyltransferase activity. Gene Ontology annotation, cellular component: Golgi cisterna membrane. The record is from RefSeq and is a predicted model, not a curated record. Lineage: Eukaryota; Metazoa; Cnidaria; Anthozoa; Malacalcyonacea; Xeniidae.